Messenger RNA from Rhinichthys klamathensis goyatoka, 1503 nucleotides. Its product is annotated as E3 SUMO-protein ligase ZBED1-like. The record is from RefSeq and is a predicted model, not a curated record. Lineage: Eukaryota; Metazoa; Chordata; Actinopteri; Cypriniformes; Leuciscidae. Gene Ontology annotation, molecular function: DNA binding. The coding region runs from base 1 to 1503 and encodes 500 amino acids. The transcript has a single exon.
AUGGCCGACAGCGAUACUAGUAAGGAUGAAAACAACAACCCCGAAGUUGAGAUUGUGCCAGCCCCUGCAGCUUUUAAAUCAGAUGUCUGGAAACAUUUUGGUUUCGCCGUGUCAAAAAACGCAAAAGGAGAGAAGGUGGUGGACAGACAAUGGACUAUGUGCAAGCACUGUCACAGUAAACUGCGAUACAACACGGGAAACACAAGCAACAUGCGAAGUCAUCUGACGACCCAUCAUCCCGAAAAGUUUGCAGAUUCUCUCACAAAUCAAGUCCUGUCCGGUCAAAAAACCCUGAAGGAGGCAUUUUCAACAACUAUGCCACACAACAGCGCAAGGGCUCAAGAAAUCACGAGGUACAUCGCGGAAUACAUAGCGUGUGAUUUACGUCCCUUUUCUGCAGUAGAUGGCAAAGGAUUUAAAAGGUUAGUGGCCAAGCUUGAGCCGAAGUAUCACAUGCCGUCGCGGGCUCAUUUUAGUCAGACUGUGUUCCCCGCUCUUUACCGUGAGACAAAAGAACGUGUGAUGUUGAACCUUAAACAGUCUGAGUGCAUUGCUAUUACCACUGAUGGGUGGACUUCCAGAGCGACUCACAGUUACAUCACUAUUACGGCACAUGUUUUGACGAGUGAAUGGGAAAUGCAGAGUUACGUUUUACAAACUAGACAGCUUAGCGAAUCACACACUGGCGUAAACAUAGCAGAAGUCCUUAAAUCUGCAGUCAAAGAGUGGGGGCUGGACAAGAUUGGAACAAGGAUCGCUGUUGUUACUGACAACGCAAGCAACAUGCGAGUAGCAGUAAAGGAAGCCGAACUGUCCCCUCACAUACGGUGCUUUGCGCACAGACUAAACCUGGCAGGUUUAAAGGUCAACGCAGUGAGCCGCCUCCUCGGUAGAGUCAGACGUGUAGCAAGUUUUUUUCACCGCAGUUCUACAGCCACAGCCGUGCUGACCACCAAACAAAAACUACUCAAUCUCCCUGUACAUAAACUCAUUAUUGAUGUAGUGACAAGAUGGAAUAGCUCUCUGGACAUGGUGGAGCGCUACCUUGAACAACAACAAGCUGUUGCUGCAGCCCUACUGAGUGAUGAACUGAGACACAAGUCACGUGAAAUUGACACUUUGGACACAUCUGACAUUGCAAAUGCAGAGGAUCUUGUGAAGAUUCUUUUACCAAUAAAAAAGGCCACAACUGUUCUCUGUGAUGAGUCGCAACCAACAAUAUCUCUCAUUUCACCACUAAAACAAAUGAUUCAAGACAGCAUGGCCACAGAUAAUCACGGGUCAAAUGCCAUUGCUCAGAUGAAGGCAGCCAUUCUGAAGGAUCUUACUGACCGAUACCAAGGAGAGGAUGAAAAGUUCAUGCAGGAGAGCAGUGCUUUGGAUCCACGCUUUCGGACCUUGCAACAUCUAGGCAGUGGAGAGAGAGAGGACGUCUUUGAAAGAAUAAAGUUCAAAGCAUCACAGAUGCAACAACAGGUAAAAAAUGUUAACGCUGUGCCAUAG